UCUUAUUACGUGUGUUUUGGCUCAUUCUCUCAUCUUAUUUUUGCAGUUUUUGAUUUGUUUCGUUAUGCAACAAAAGCGUGGCAGUCAGUCGGCUCUUCGUCUCCGAGGGAACCCGACCACUCACUUUUGCAUGUUCCUGAAAGUAAAGUCGGCCGGAUGCAGUUCCGGCGAUGCUCCGGUUUACCUGAAUGUGUAUGACUUGACAAAUGCUAAUGGCUAUGUUUAUUGGGCUGGUUUUGGUAUCUUUCACUCCGGAGUUGAAGUUCAUGGUGUGGAGUAUGCCUUCGGAGCUCAUGAUUACCCGACCAGCGGUGUGUUCGAGGUUGAACCUCGACGGUGCCCCGGCUUCAAGUUUAGGAAGACGAUUUCCAUGGGGACGACAUGCUUGGAUCCAGUUCGGCUACGAGAGUUCAUGGAACGGCAAUCUGCAAGCUACAAUGGUGAUACAUACCACUUGAUUUUUAAGAACUGUAACCAUUUCUGUGAGGAUAUAUGUUACAAGCUGACUGGGAAACAGAUGCCAAAAUGGGUGAAUCGACUUGCAAGAAUUGGUUCAUCAUGCAACUGCAUACUUCCGGAGGCACUUAAAGCUACUGCAGUGCGCCAUGACCCCAAUUUCCAAGCUGAUAACGAAAAGAAGAGGCUAAGAAGUGCCUUCAGCUGCUUAUCAUCAAUCUCGAUCCCUCAUAGGGAAGUAUCGAUGUCGUCACUCUUUUUACACUCUCACUAUAAAGGCUGUCUACCACCAUGGGAACUAAAGCGAUCUAAAAGCUGCUCAGAUCGUCCCCCUCAAAAGUUUUGAAGCAUCAGAGAUCGUCAUAGUCACUUGAAGGGCCAAAAUCCAUACUGUUAACUGUAAGAAGUGCAGGGUUUCAAUAUUUUCUUCCAUCUUUCUUUAACCCGCGCUUGUUGUUGAUGU
Molecule: messenger RNA, 919 nt
Organism: Hibiscus syriacus
Lineage: Eukaryota; Viridiplantae; Streptophyta; Magnoliopsida; Malvales; Malvaceae
Product: deSI-like protein At4g17486
Exons: 3
Coding region: 65-802 (245 amino acids)
Biological process (GO): protein deubiquitination
Molecular function (GO): deubiquitinase activity
Source: RefSeq, a predicted model, not a curated record